CAGAGACACCGCAUGCCCCGGGCCCCUAUGUGGAGAUCAUCGAGCAGCCCAAGCAGCGGGGUAUGCGCUUUCGCUACAAGUGUGAGGGCCGAUCGGCUGGCAGCAUCCCCGGGGAACGGAGCACAGACACCACCAAGACUCACCCCACCAUCAAGAUCAAUGGCUACACAGGGCCAGGGACAGUUCGCAUCUCCCUGGUCACCAAGGACCCCCCUUACCGGCCUCACCCCCACGAGCUGGUGGGGAAGGACUGUCGGGAUGGUUUCUAUGAGGCUGAGCUCUGCCCGGACCGUUGCAUCCACAGCUUCCAGAACCUGGGGAUCCAGUGCGUGAAGAAGCGGGACCUGGAACAGGCCAUCAGCCAACGCAUCCAGACCAACAACAACCCCUUCCAAGUUCCCAUCGAGGAGCAGCGCGGGGACUACGACCUGAACGCCGUGCGGCUCUGCUUCCAGGUGACUGUGCGGGACCCCACCGGCAGGCCGCUCCGCCUGGCCCCCGUCCUCUCUCAUCCCAUCUUUGACAACCGUGCCCCCAACACGGCUGAGCUCAAGAUCUGUAGAGUGAACCGGAACUCAGGGAGCUGCCUCGGGGGCGAUGAGAUCUUCCUGCUGUGUGACAAGGUGCAGAAAGAGGACAUCGAGGUGUAUUUCACGGGACCCAACUGGGAGGCUCGAGGCUCCUUCUCCCAAGCGGACGUGCACCGGCAAGUGGCCAUCGUGUUCCGGACCCCGCCCUACAUGGACCCCAGCCUGCAGGCCCCCGUGCGCGUUUCCAUGCAGCUGCGCAGGCCCUCAGACCGAGAGCUCAGCGAGCCCAUGGAGUUCCAGUACCUGCCAGACACAGAUGACCGCCACCACAUCGAGGAGAAGCGCAAGAGGACAUUUGAGACCUUUAAGAGCAUCAUGAAGAAGAGUCCGUUCAACGGACCCACUGACCCCCGGCCUGCUUCCAGGCGCAUCGCUGUGCCAAACCGCAGCACAGCUGCUGUCCCCAAGCCAGCUCCCCAGCCCUACGCCUUCACGCCAUCCCUCAGCACCAUUAACUAUGAAGAAUUUCCCCCCAUGGUCUAUACUUCCGGGCAGAUGCCAAGCCAGACUCCGGCCUUGGCACCGGCCUCUGCCCCAGUCCUGGCCCAGGCCCCGGCCUCCGCCAUGGCUCCUGUCCUGACACAGGCCCCGGCUCCAGCCCCGCUCCUCACCCCCGGCCUCACCCAGGCUGCAGCCCCUCCGGUGCCCAAGCCGGCUGCAGCGGGAGAGGGCACCCUGUCCGAUGCCCUGAUGCACCUGCAGUUCGAUGCUGACGAGGACCUGGGGGCACUGCUGGGCGCCAGCUCCGACCCCACUGUCUACACCGACCUGGCGUCGGUCGACAACUCGGCGUUCCAGCAGCUGUUAAGCCAGGGGGUCUCUGUGCCCCCCACCACAGUUGAGCCUAUGCUCAUGGAAUACCCCGAGUCUAUCACACGCCUGGUGACGGAGUCCCAGAGGCCCCCUGACCCAGCGCCUACCCCUGUGGGGGCUGCCGGUCUCCCCAACGGGCUCCUGUCUGGGGACGAAGACUUCAGUUCCAUUGCAGACAUGGACUUCUCAGCCCUCCUCAGUCAGAUCAGUUCCUAAGCUGCUGCACUGGCCCUGCCCUGACCCCUCCCACAUCGAGCACUUACGGAUUCUGAGGGGCAGGGGGUGCGCCUGUUCCUCCAAUGUCUUUGAGUGAUGUCUUCCUAGGGCAGGUGGGCAGCGUCUUCUUGUAUCGGUGGCGUCUUCUCUUUCUGGAGGUGACAUAAGCCGAAGCAUUAACUCUCCUGGGAGGAGAUGAGCUACAAGGGCCAGCCCUGGCGGCUCCUAUCUCUGUCGGGAAAUAUGGGCCCCCCAACCCCGUCCUUUAGCUUUCCGCCUUUUUUCCGAAGAGCGGGACUGCCGCCGGAGCCCUGGCCUCAGAGGCCACACAGCCUUAUCACCCAGUGUCUUCCUCAAGCCGUGGAUUCACUGAC
Molecule: messenger RNA, 1993 nt
Organism: Suncus etruscus (white-toothed pygmy shrew)
Lineage: Eukaryota; Metazoa; Chordata; Mammalia; Eulipotyphla; Soricidae
Gene: RELA
Product: RELA proto-oncogene, NF-kB subunit
Exons: 9
Coding region: 63-1619 (518 amino acids)
Biological process (GO): response to cytokine; regulation of transcription by RNA polymerase II; non-canonical NF-kappaB signal transduction
Cellular component (GO): cytoplasm
Molecular function (GO): RNA polymerase II cis-regulatory region sequence-specific DNA binding; DNA-binding transcription factor activity, RNA polymerase II-specific
Source: RefSeq, a predicted model, not a curated record